Acyrthosiphon pisum (pea aphid) is the source of this 2756-nucleotide messenger RNA. Its product is annotated as SMAD specific E3 ubiquitin protein ligase. Gene Ontology annotation, cellular component: cytoplasm. The transcript has 14 exons. The coding region runs from base 369 to 2645 and encodes 758 amino acids. Gene Ontology annotation, biological process: negative regulation of BMP signaling pathway; proteasome-mediated ubiquitin-dependent protein catabolic process; protein ubiquitination. Gene Ontology annotation, molecular function: protein binding; ubiquitin protein ligase activity. The record is from RefSeq and is a predicted model, not a curated record. Lineage: Eukaryota; Metazoa; Arthropoda; Insecta; Hemiptera; Aphididae.
UACUAUAGAUAACUGCACUGUGAUUAUUUCAUAACAAAACAUUCAAUUAGUCUUAAAUGAUUCAUACUACAACCCUACCUAUAGGUAGUACCUUUACUAUAGUAGUAUAAUAGUUCAGAGAGUAUAAAAUAAGUGAAAUUACGCGAAACUAGACGAAUUAUGUAGAAAUUACAAAACUCGAGCGUAAUAUUCACAUUUAAUUUAUUGUCUGUGAUAAAAAAAUUUAAAAAAAUAGCGAGGAGAAAAUAGUGCUGCUAAUCAUUAUGUGUUCAUUUUUUGUGUAGUAAAACAUUUUUAUUACGCCAAAUGCUUUUUAAUUUUUCAAACGUAGAUUUAUCAUACUAAUUAAUGACUAAUGAGUAUCAAAUAUGUCAAAUAUGUCAGGAUCUUCAGGUAGCAGGCGAACUGGAGGAACAACUAAGAUCCGUCUAACAGUCCUUUGUGCUCAGAAUUUGUUGAAAAAAGAUUUAUUUCGUUUACCACCUGAUGCAUUUGCAAAGAUAAGUGUGGACGGGUCUGGACAAUGUUAUACAACAGAUACCUGUAAACCAACCUGUGACCCUCAGUGGAAUCAACAUUAUGAUUUAUAUUUAAGUAAAGGUGAUCAUGUAACAAUUACCUUGUGGAACCAUAAAAAAAUUCAUAAAAAUAUUCAAAAACCUACUAGUGGUUUCCUUGGGUGUGUAAGAUUAUCAUGGAAUCAAAUUCAACGAUACAAAGACACUGGUUAUCAAAAAUUAGAUUUAAUUAAAUUAAACCCAGAUGAUCCAGUACCAAUUAGAGGUCAACUAGUGUUAUCUUUACUAUCUCAAGAUGGUACAGCAGGAGUAUCAUCUCAACAACCAUCUCCAUUGCCAGAUGGAUGGGAGGAGAGGAAAACAGAAAAUGGACGAUUAUAUUAUGUAAAUCAUAAAACAAAAACUACUCAAUGGGUUAAACCGACAAAAUCUCAUUCAAAAAUUACUACAGGUAGUAGUAGUCCUCGCCCUCCAGCACCAACACCUACAGAAGAUACACGAAAUGAAUCUGAUGUGAUAAAUAAUAAUGAUGGUAAUAGCAUUGCUUUGACUGCACAAACGAAUAGGAAUCCUAGCAAUCGAGUAUCCCUCAGUUCUGCCAGACAUGCAUCAUCUCAUAGUUCCUCAAUUCAACAACCGCAAGACUUGCCAACAGGUUAUGAAAUAAGAACAACACCUCAAGGACAAAUUUAUUUUUAUCAUACCCCAACUGGUUUAAGUACAUGGCAUGAUCCAAGAAUUCCAAGAAAUAUUAGUGUAACUUCUGGACAACAACUUGGCCCUUUGCCUGCUGGUUGGGAAGUACGUCAAACAUCUAGUGGUCGCUAUUAUUAUGUAGAUCAUAAUAAUCGAACUACAACUUUUUCGGAUCCAAGACUUUCAACAGCAGUGAUAGCUAAUUUAUUACAGAAACAAAAUGAUCAAAGCUCAUCGACUAACGAACAAAACUCAACGAACAAUAAAGAAAACACUAGUAUCAAUACUAGAGUGCCCAAUACUAGUGAAACAUCAUCAAGUCAACAGAGGAUUCAACCUCGCCCUGGUCCUGUUUUUGAUGGUCCCCAAAGUAUUGAGACUGAUUCAGAGUGUUUGCCUAAAUACAAACGUGACUUAGUAGCUAAACAGAAGAUUUUACGCACAGAACUGGCUGCAUUACAGCCUCCAACAGGGCAUAUGCGAUUAGAAGUUUCGAGAUCAGAAAUAUUUGAAGAGUCAUAUCGAGCUGUGAUGAAGAUGCGACCAAAGGACUUACGAAAACGAUUGAUGGUCAAGUUCCGGUGUGAAGAAGGUCUUGAUUACGGUGGUGUAGCAAGAGAGUGGUUGUAUUUAUUGUCCCAUGAGAUGCUUAAUCCCCAAUAUGGAUUAUUUCAAUACUCCAGAGAAGACAAUUAUACUUUACAAAUAAAUCCGGACAGUUCAAUUAAUCCAGAACACCUAUCUUAUUUCCAUUUUGUUGGUCGUAUAAUUGGAAUCGCUAUUUUUCAUGGACACUAUAUUGAUGGAGGAUUUACAACCCCUUUUUAUAAAAUGUUGCUAAACAAACCAAUUACUCUGGAAGAUAUAGAAGGAGUAGAUCCUGAAUUACAUCGUAGUCUCACAUAUAUAUUGGAAAAUAAACUUGAAAAAGAUAUAAUUGAUACUACUUUUGCGGUCGAACAAAGUAGCUUUGGUGUAUUAAAAUUGCAUGAGCUCAAAACUGGUGGACAAAAUAUUCAGCUCACGGAAGAUAAUAAAAAAGAAUAUGUCAAGUAUGUUAAUAGAUUGUUACCUUUGUAUUAUUAUUUCAUAUUUUAUAUUCAGCAUUGUGCAUCAGAUAUGCCUGUGGUGAAAUGGUUUUGGGAAAUAAUUGAACAAAACUAUAGUCAAGAAAUGCGUCUCAGGCUGUUACAAUUUGUUACUGGAAGUUCUAGAGUUCCUCUUCAAGGUUUUAAGGCACUUCAAGGGUCAACUGGAGCAGCUGGGCCUCGUUUGUUUACCAUACACUUGACUGAUGUACCUACUGAUAAUCUCCCCAAAGCGCAUACCUGCUUUAACCGUCUUGAUUUGCCAAAAUAUGAGAGUAAACAAAGAUUGCUUGACAAACUCAGCCAAGCAGUUGAAGAAACUUGUGGUUUUACUGUUGAAUAGGUAAUCUGUUAAUUUUUUAUUAACUGCAUACAUUAUUAUUUGUUUAAAAUAUGUUAAUUGUCGCUUAUUUGUAUUAUUUUUUGUUUAUAGAAUUUUUAUUGUACCUAUAGU